AAUAGAAAAAAAGUUGCUAGUUGCUGAUGUCACCGAAGUGCUAACAUUAAUCACUCACAGCAUCACUGGUACACACAGAAGAGCAUCUAACAGGGAUGCUGAAGCAGUGCACUGUCCAACAGGAGGUAAGUGAGAGAGGAGGAAAAAGACAUCAUUUUCUCCUGUAUUUUCUCUGAAAACCAAGGCAACGGCAUCUUUAGACAAGAUGUGCUCUUGCAUGAAUUUGAGUAGAAGAGACAAAGAAACCAUGCCAUCAGCAGCAUCGGAGAAAAAAACUGAAAGAACCAAGCAAUGAGAAUUCAGUCGAGGAAAUCUGAGGGGAAAAAAAAAAUCAAGCAAACUGACAAAGAGAGACCAUGAAGGAAACACCUAAUGUAAAAAAGGACAGAAAAUUUAGUGUUUUUUUCCUUUUCACAACAUCACCAUAUGAAAAUUCUGUUCUGAAUUUUGCAUCAGGAAGCAAAGAACACUACUGAUAAAGACCCACACCACAACCUCAGUGCUGAAACUUCUUAAGUGAAACAGCAAUCUCCCUUUUCCAAAGAGAUCACUACUGGAAAAGAAAAACUACCUAGGCAACAUCACAAUGGGAAUAACCAUCCAAAACAUCACAGGAAACACAGCAAUGGUAAUUUGGCCAAAAAUGGCUAGCUGUGCUGACAGCUUUUACAGCGUCAUGUACCACCCCAACUGGAACAGCAUGCUUUCAAGUUACUCAAGAAAGAACUUUCAGAAGGAAGAGAGAGUGCCCGGAAGUCAGUCUUCGUUUGUCAUUGAAAACCUAACUCCAUUAACAACAUAUAUUCUGUGUGUGACUUGUCAGUCUGCAAACCCCUCCAGUGACCAGUGCAGAACUUUUCAUACGCUGGAACAAGACCCCGCAUCUGCAAGCAACGCAAAGAAAGAGCUAGCGCUGGGCAUCUGGCUCACCAGUAGUGUUCUGCUCCUCAUCAUUGCUGGGAUCCUCCUCCACGGCUGUCUGCAUCUGCUGUGCCGUAAGGGACAGGAGCAGCCGGAAGGACGAAACAGGACCUCAGAAGACGACAACGGGAAGACGUGGACCAAAAGCAUGACACAGACCUCAGAGGAGCUCAGCAGGCAAAGCCAACUGAUUCAAGACACUGAGAGAAAGAAUUCAGGUGGUAUCCAGCUGGCCACAAUGACAGAGAAUCCCUUAACUUGCACAGAGCCCAUCAUGAGGACUUCCAAAAGCCAGGAACUAGUGCCAAUGACAGAGCAGCAUUCUGCUAUGAAUUAGAAAUCUUCUAUCAGGACAGAGGUUUACUACACCUAACAUCCAGACUACUUCAAACCCAUCGAGUGCUUUAUCUUUUCUCAGCUCACAUCAAGGAGUUCUGGCUGCCCCCUGUAGCACCCCAAACUCCACCUUUAAUCACAACAUCCCUUUCUAACAACCCAUAUAACAGCCAGAGGUACUCAGAUGUAAAGGUUUAGAUUCCCAGGAAGUGAGUACUCCAGCUGCACUUUGCUACUGAAAAAUGAAGCAUUUAGCAAGUGAUCAGUUGCUAUUUUGAGGAGAUUUUUUGGUUCCUUUCCUUCACUCCAAAGCAGUAAAUGAGCAUAAAACCAUAUGAAAACUGUGACCAGGAGAAUAUUUGUACUAAUAAAAAUUAAAACUGAAUUGAAAUUUUCAGAUGGAAACCCAGACUGCUAUUCUAUAGGCAGCUGAAAACUACCCCGAGUACAAUGGUUUGCCAAUAUGAAUUUUAUUCUCACGAUUCAGAUUGUUUCUCAAACUAUACAAUUUCCUGACUGUGGUGCUCUUAAUAGUUCCCAUUCUGAAUUAGUUCAGUUACAGUAUGCAAACUAAACUCAUCAGUAUUUUAAUGGUAUACUUUUAUAUGUCUUUAAAUAUCCCCUCAGUCUAAAAAUAUAUUCAAGAUAGAAGUGUCCUUAGAGACUCACUAACUAAACUAAGGCAAUAUCCUGGAUUAUCUUAUUCUGCAGUCAUUCACAUGCACCAUGAGCCAGCUUCUGCACCAUCGAGGAGUGAGUCCCUGUAGAAAGACAGGGAGCCCAGGAAAGCAGCUCCCGAUCCUUCUCUCUUUCCCUUUCAUUUGUAAUGAUAAAACUCACUCAUCAGCUGCAAAUUUCUAUCCAGUUAUAAAGUCAGUCUUGUAUAAUCGGGGCAAGGAAGUAAGAACAUGUCAAAACACAUUUUAUUUUUGGAACAAUCAAACUUGCUAAUCAUCUAACUUUGCCCUGAAUUUUUUGACAAAGUACCAAGAAAGGCCCUGAGACAGGAAUCGGUUCACCCUCCCAAAAUGAUGCAUCUUGUCUGGUUUACAUAUGUAAUACACCCAUUUUUAAAUCCCUUAGGUGCAUUUGUAUUCCAUAAAAAUGUAUUAAGUCUUAGUAUCACUGUAUAAUAUGGUAUUUCUAAAAACAAACAUAAACUCUGACUGCAUGCAUUUUAAA
Molecule: messenger RNA, 2439 nt
Organism: Dromaius novaehollandiae (emu)
Lineage: Eukaryota; Metazoa; Chordata; Aves; Casuariiformes; Dromaiidae
Product: fibronectin type III domain-containing protein 9-like
Exons: 2
Coding region: 587-1258 (223 amino acids)
Molecular function (GO): protein binding
Source: RefSeq, a predicted model, not a curated record